UUUUAAACCCCUUUCGGGGCCUCUUUUCCAGAAUAUAAUCAAUGCAGGAUGACCUAGAUAUCGGGAGAAACAGAUAACGAUGGACGCCAGAUCUGAGAGGCUGUUUCUUGGACUUGAUUUCAGUACUCAACAAAUCAAAGCAGUUGCUAUAAAUGAUGCCCUGAAAAUUGUAAAUGAGACUGCCGUCAAAUUUGAUACAGAUUUACCAGAGUACAAAACACAGGGAGGUGUCCAUAUCCAUGAUGAUCAGGUCACAGUUACUGCCCCUACUAUUAUGUGGGUCAAGGCAUUUGACCUACUUCUGGAUAAGAUGAAGAAGGAUGGUUUCCCGUUCGACAAGGUGGCUGGUGUGUCAGGUGCUGGUCAGCAACAUGGAAGUGUGUACUGGAGAUCAGGAAGUGCUCAGAUUCUGAGAAAUCUCAGUGAGAAGACGAGCCUUCAUCAACAACUACAGAACUGUUUCUCAGUUCCUGAAUCACCAAUAUGGAUGGAUGCCAGCACAACCAAAAAUUGUAGGGAAUUAGAGGAGAAAGUUGGAGGACCUCUGAGACUGGCAGAGAUCACUGGAUCCCGUGGAUUUGAGAGGUACACUGGAAACCAGAUCAUGAAGAUUUCCCAGACGAGACCCUCAGAGUACAAAGACACUGAGAGGAUAUCAUUGGUCAGUAGCUUUGCAGCCUCUCUGCUGAUUGGGGACUAUGCACCAAUCGAUUUAAGUGAUGGGUCGGGGAUGAAUCUUCUGGAUAUUACAACCAAGAAAUGGUCACCAGAGUGUUUAGAGGCCUGUGGAGAAAACUUGAGUUUAAAGCUAGGAGAACCAGUUCCCUCCAAGCAAAUUGUUGGAAAUGUUAGCCAGUUUCUGAUUGGACGAUACAACUUCAGUCCAAACUGUAAGGUCAUAGCUUUUACUGGAGACAACCCAGCAUCGUUAGCUGGAGUGGCUCCAAAACUAGGAGAUGCAAUAAUUAGUCUGGGAUCCAGUGACACUGUCUUCUCUUGGUUACCACGGCAAAAUGCAGAGUUGGAAGGUCACAUUUUCGUUAACCCCAUCGACUGUGACACAUACAUGUCUCUUGUCUGCUUUAAAAAUGGAUCUCUCACUCGAGAGAGAAUUAAGGACGACUGUGCUGAGGGCUCAUGGGAGAAAUUUUCUGAAUACCUAACAAAAACACCCACAGGAAACAAAGGAAAUAUUGGAAUUUACUUUGAUGUGAUGGAGAUUCAGCCACUAGUUCAGGGAAUUUUCCGCUUUGACAGUGCUGAUCAAAAGGUGUCUUCAUUUCCACCUGAAGUAGAAGUCCGUGCUGUGAUUGAGAGCCAGAUGAUGGCAAGGAAACUCUACAUGGAGCUGAGGGGAAUGCAUAUUGGUCCUGACACUCGGAUUUUAGCCACAGGAGGGGCCUCUCUAAAUAGGGCCAUCUUACAGGUUAUUUCAGACGUCUUUGGUGCACCGGUUUUCGUCAGCGACAUCCCGAACUCGGCUGCCCUGGGAUCCGGUUACAGAGCAAAACAUGGGCUGGAAGGCUGUGACUUCUCUGAUGUUGUUCUGAAUCAUCCGCAGCCAGAGUGUGUGGCCCGACCCACAGAGGGCGCUAGUCAGGUAUACAAGGAACUUGGAAAAAGAUACAGAAAGCUAGAGCAAGCUUUAGGCAGUCAACAGUAGCUGAUACACGGACAGUGACGUAUAUAAAUUUUGACAAUGACAUUUUGAUGAAUCAUGGUGCUAUUUCUUGAGUGUAGGUUUCAUUCAUUAAAACUUAAUGAAAUGGACUACUCUUAUUCAUAUUUUUUGAUUACAUGUAAUUAUAUACAUGCAUUUGUUAUACUAUUCUGUAUUCUGUAGAAAAUAAAUGUUAAUUGUGAAAACAAGAAUUGAUGAAAUUAUUCAUUCUCUCUUUCUCUCUCUUUCCACACAUAUUUUUUUUAACUUGGUAAAGGUAUUAAAUCUCUCUCUCUCCACGCAUUUUCUUUAAACUUGGUAAAGGUAUUAAACCUACUUUUAUCUAUAUAAGUAAUUAAAUGCCAACAAGGAUACCUUGUUCUAAUCUGUAUGAUACUAACACAAAUUUAAUCAUGCAACUGCUUAAAAUUAAACACUUUGUAAAAGAACAAAAUAAUCUUGAAUUUGAUUACUUUAAGAGAAUAAAUGAGAUACAACUGUG
Messenger RNA from Magallana angulata, 2162 nucleotides. Its product is annotated as xylulose kinase-like. The coding region runs from base 80 to 1663 and encodes 527 amino acids. The record is from RefSeq and is a predicted model, not a curated record. Gene Ontology annotation, molecular function: D-xylulokinase activity. Gene Ontology annotation, cellular component: cytosol. Lineage: Eukaryota; Metazoa; Mollusca; Bivalvia; Ostreida; Ostreidae. The transcript is spliced from 19 exons. Gene Ontology annotation, biological process: xylulose metabolic process; D-xylose metabolic process.